Messenger RNA from Paramecium sonneborni, 896 nucleotides. NCBI's taxonomy places the organism in Eukaryota, Ciliophora, Oligohymenophorea, Peniculida, Parameciidae. The record is from the annotation of a GenBank genome assembly.
GCCGAUUAGAUUUGUAGUAAAGGAUUUCCUUCUGAAUACUAAAAUAAACCAGAACUUUUAUUAGUCGAAUCUUCAGCAAAAAUUAAUCCAGAUGUAAGAUUAGGAAAAUUUAAAUUAUGUGAAUAAAUGAAAGAAUAAUGUUUUAACUUUUAGUAUUUGCUUCCAGAUGAUACAUAAUUAUAAGCAGCAUUCAAAUAAUUUGGAAAAGAAUUUCCUCAUAUGUAUUAUAUACCUAGUUAUAAAGAAAAAUAAAAAAUUGUGAAGUUUAUUUAUGUUAAUUUGAAAAUUAAUCAACAGUUGGAGAUCUUAGAGUUUCUUUUUAAUAUGUUUUAUGUGGAAAUACAACAAUAAUUUCAAAAUAAAUAAAUAAUACAUUUGUGCCAUAUGUGAUAGAAGAUCAAUAUUAAUCAGAAAAGAGUUUACAUUCUGAUGAAUUUGAUUCAGAUUAAGGUUGUUGUACUGAUUCUUGGACCAGCAAAAUUGCUUAAUUUGCUAAAUCAGCUGAAAAACCAAUUUAAUAACUUUCAUGGAUUACAGAAGAUAUAUAAUCUUCAGAAUAAUUAUUCAAUUAAUAUUUUAUAAGAAAUUCUGAUUUAACUUAUUCAACUAGAAUAAAAUCUUUUUCAAUUAUGGUAUUUACAAUCUUAUAUUAAGGUAUUUGGAAUAACAAUAAUUUUAGAAGGAUUUUUUAAUUUAGGAUUACCACGAGAUAUUUAGUUUUUUAUUUUUGUUGGUAUUGGUAUGAUCUUUUCUAUACCUGUUUCUUUAAUUAUCGCAUUAUUAGCAUGGAUGAGAUAUCACUUAUUCUACACCUUAAUAAAUUGUUUAGGUUUAGCCAUCGUAUUUUCAUUAGUUGCAUUACUUUUGGGAGGCAUAUUUUAUUGAUAAUAAUAAUU